GAUAAUAAUAAAUAUUGAUCGAUCAUAUCCACAAUGAUCAGUCCCUUAAAACGGCGCCAUGAUUGACAAACUUUACAAAAUUCAUUGAUUAUCACAAGUUUAGUUUUUAUGAGAGUUUGACAUCAUUGGUCAAAGUGUUGUUUUGCAGAAUACUAUCGGACUAUAUAUUCUGUUGAUAUGGCUAAGGAAUCUGAAUGGAGAAGAAGCUGGAGCCCUACAAUCGACGCUCAAAGUUGGAAACAUUUUAAAGUUGCUCCUGAAAAUGAAACUGAAAGUGAAACACCAAACUACAUUUUUAAAACAAAGUUCUCUGAUAACUCAUAUGAAAUCAUGGUUUCAGACUUUAAGAAUAUUUGGCACAAUAAAGAGGAUGGUGAAAAUAUCGACAGAAUUUGUAAGAAAUUGAAUCCAAGUGUUGAAGCUUCAACAAAAAGACUCGUAGAACAAAUCAGGUCAUCUCUGGCAGAGAAAAUAGAUUCAAGUACAUUUGCAGUGUCUGUCCAAGGUGAUGUUUUACAGUGGGUGGUCAAUAGCCAACUUGCAGAACUACCAUUCAAAUGGCAAUUUGAAUGUACACUGAAUAAUCAUUUGUUGUCCAGUCAGUUGACAAUGCCUCUUGUAGCAAUGGUUGGUGAGUUAACAAGGAGACAACAAGAACUAACCAGUCUACUGAAGAAUAAAGAUAAAGAAAUAGAUGAUUACAAAUCUCAGGGAGUGAAAACAUCAAGAAAACACCUGAUGACAACCAAAUUUGAUGAGCUUACAUUUAACAAAAAUAUGGCCACCUCGAAGGGAUUUGAAGGAGUUGUGAGGCAGCCUGUUGUAAGUGGUUUCUCUGCUGGAGGACAGAAUAUGUACUCAGAUGUUAUGACCAAAAUGGCCUGGAUCAACAGGCCAAUAGAAGAGGCACAAGCAGAUGGCUCGAGUCUUGCAGCAGAAGGUGCUUCUCUAAUCAGUGAAAUCCCAGGGGGUCAAACCUGGGAGAACAGGGUACCAGAGUCUCUGGGUAAGGGACUUUCACCAACUGUAUCUCCUGCAAGACCGGGUGCAAAACGGACCCCUGACCAGUCUCCUGGCAAUAAGAGAGCCAGGCUCUCCAGUCCUGAACAGUCACCUGUCAAGGAUGCUGAACUGAUUAGGCGUGAAGCACUGGAGAAGAAGCUUGCAGAGGAGGAAAUCAAACUGGAACAAAAAGCAAAGAAAAAGAAAAAGAAAGGACUUUUUUGAGGUGACAUUUUAGAUAAGGAUACUAAUCAAUGUUUAGAUACGAUGCAUGGACUAGCAAUAAUUCUAAGCAUAAUAUAGUUGAUACACUUGCCUAACCAAACAUUCUGUGACAUUUAAAUACUACUCAUAUUGGAGGACUUUGGAAUAUAAAUCAAUAAUUGGAUGAAAUUUAAUUAUAUCAAAUUCACCCCCCAAUUAGAAUGACUUCAAGUUUGGAAUAAAUGAUGUGAAGGAACUGAACUGUAAACAAUGUGUACUGAAUUUUAUUACAAAUCAGCUGAUAUUGUGACUAAAAUGUUGAUAUAUUUGACAAAUGUUUAGAAUGUGACAAUCAUUCAGGUAAACAUAAAAGUGAUACAUUUAUAGAUGUCACUAAUAUCACACAACAAUGUUAUCUCCACAAACGAGUGGCCGUUUGCCAUCUACAUGGAUUUCCACUAUUGUCUCUGCAUUCUUGAAUAUUAAAUAAUAGCCAUUAAAUCUUUCUGAAUUGAAUUGUCUGUCAAAAUAUUAUUUAACAUAUUAAUUGGAUCUGGAUUCAC
Owenia fusiformis is the source of this 1769-nucleotide messenger RNA. The record is from the annotation of a GenBank genome assembly. Lineage: Eukaryota; Metazoa; Annelida; Polychaeta; Sabellida; Oweniidae.